AUGGAAAACAAUAAUCAGAAACGUAAAGUGAUUAGUGAUAAGUCUUUCGAAUAUAUAUGGUUCCUUUGGAAAACCGUCGGAUUAUAUAGAGACGAAAAGUAUUCUUGCCUUCAAAAAGCCCACGUGGGAUUCAUCAUUGCUUGCGUCCACGGAAUGACGAUAUUGACCUUCAUUGUGCAAUUUUUUCUUGUAAAGAAUUUGAAGCAGCUACUGAACAUCUUACCGAUGAAUGUGACAGUCAUAUCCUGCUUAAUAAAGCUCGUAAUAUUUUUAGAUAAACGCCAUAAGCUUGUUGAAAUUCAUUAUCUUUUCGCGAAAUUGGAUAGUAAAAAUCUCACUUCGGAAGAAAUUGAAUCCUUGGAAAAACUGAACAGGUUUUGCAAAAAGAUGUUUAUUAUGUUAUUCGUCCUAUAUGCAUCGAUGAUAACCAGUGCCGCGAUAAAUGCAGCCUUUUCGCAUCGACAAACACUACCAUUCGAUAUUUGGUUGCCAUACGACUAUCGAAGUCAAUCUUGGCUAUAUUGGAUCACCUUCGCUUUUCAAUACAGUUUUUUCAUAACGCUGUCAAACGAAAAUGUAGCACAUGAUCUAAUUGGGCCCCUGUACUUCAUCCUCCUUAAUAGGCAUUUGGAAAUUAUACUGGAUCGAAUUGAAAAAGUUGGCUGGGAUAAGGAAAAGACCCAGGAAGAGAACUAUCAGGAUUUCAUUGAUUGCAUUGAGGAUCAUAAGCUCGUAAUGGGGUAG
Molecule: messenger RNA, 744 nt
Organism: Hermetia illucens (black soldier fly)
Lineage: Eukaryota; Metazoa; Arthropoda; Insecta; Diptera; Stratiomyidae
Product: odorant receptor 33a-like
Exons: 1
Coding region: 1-744 (247 amino acids)
Biological process (GO): sensory perception of smell; detection of chemical stimulus involved in sensory perception of smell
Cellular component (GO): plasma membrane
Molecular function (GO): olfactory receptor activity; odorant binding
Source: RefSeq, a predicted model, not a curated record